GAAGAUGUUGGAAACGUUACGAAGCCCAGACUCUGGACAGGAAAACACUUUCAGUAAAAUAACUUGUUGGAAAUGAAUAGUUUCCUAAACUUGGAGGCCAAGCGGUUGUAAAAUACAUGAAUGUCUGAGGAAGUCAGAGAUCAUGUCAGCAAUCAAGAUGUUUGCCCUGCCACAGAACCAGAAUAGUGGUAAAAGAAAAACUUCUGAUGCAAUGUCUGCAGAAUUAUCACCAGACUCAAAAUGCCCCAUCUGUUUGGAUAUUUUUAACAACAUUUCCUACUUGGACCUCUGCCUGCACAAAUUUUGUUUCCGUUGCAUUCAGGAAUGGUCCAAGAAUAAAGCAGAAUGCCCUCUGUGCAAACAGCCUUUUAAUUCAAUCUAUCAUACAAUUAAGUCAGAACAAGACUUUAAGAAGUAUGACCUGAAGCCUUCGGAUACUAACUCUUUUGGGACAUAUGGGGGAGUGCGGUUUAGAUACCGCACAACUCUUACCGGGGUACAUCGACAGAUGCAGGGAAGGACUACCACACCCCCACAAAAUGGAAUAAUAUUUGAGGCCUCUGCAAAUCCUCGUCAGCCACAGCAUGACCGUUAUGUCAGGCGCAUAAUGAUGAAGCUGGCUGCUAAGAGGAGAGCUGCCAGUGAAGGCAGGGCUGUGCAAAAUGUUAGAGAGCAGGAAAUGAUUAACUUCAGGAAGGAGCUAUACCGCCAAUGUGUGAGGGUUCAGAGUGUUCGGGACAGUGGCCGGUCCAGAGACAUUUCAGCUGAGUUCUACCGAAGAAAUCCUGCAUGCCUACAUAGACUUGUUCCCUGGCUAAAAAGAGAACUUAUGGUGUUAUAUGGGGCACAUGGUUCUUUGGUCAACAUAAUUCAACACAUCAUCAUGUCACGUAUUACCCAUCUUGACCUGGAUGAUUCAGCUAUUCAGGAAGAGCUCCGUCCUUUUCUCCAGGGGUGCACAGAGCACUUUUUACAUGAGUUCAUCAGCUUUGCAAAGUCUCCCUUCAAUAUGGAAGCCUAUGACCAGCAUGCUGUCUAUGACUUCCCAGCCCCCUCCUCCAGUGAAGACGGCAGCUCUAACUCAUCAGUAAUCGCCAUCUCAGAGGAUGAGGAGCACUUGAUGGAGCUUGACCCUCCAGGAAAUUCCACAGUGUCUACCUUGAGCCACUCUAUGUGGGAUGAUGAGACGCCUGGGCCAUCUUAUUCCACAAGAGUUGAGCAGGGCAGGAAAGAGCGGUUGUCACUCCCAGACUCCGACUCAGACAGUAGUCUGGAGGACGACACACAGCCACAACAUUUGAGUUCGCAUAACCAAAAAGAAUCAACUCAGGAUGAUUUCAAUAAUGACGAGUGCUUUUCCUCUGAUAGUGAUGACUGUGUCAUUGUAGGUUUUGUGAAGCCAACAGCAGAAAGGACCCCUGAACUGGUGAAGUUAUCCUCUGACUCGUCUGAUGACUCUGCCUCUGAAGUGCCUCAUUUACCUCAACACAUUCGUUUCAUCAGUCUUAGCCCUCCAGCUUCACAAAGCAGUGCUCGAAGUGAUGCUGGACAGUUAGAAAAAAUGGAAACAGACAGUGUUCAUCAGUCAGAAUCAAAAGAAAGGUGUAAGUCUUCAGCAUCUGGCAAACAGAGAACGCGAAGUAAGUCAGAGAGAAAAAAUAGAGGUCACAAAGACAAGAAUAGAUUUGAUGGUAAUAGUAAAUCUAGACGGAAACACUAUGAUGAUGAUAGAGAUCGUAAUAGAAGGAGAAGGUCACGAAGUGGAGAGCACAGACACUCCAGCAGGAGCCCACCAGUCUCUCACAGCAGUGGAAGCGCCCUCUCUAGGGAGAAUGACUAUUCUUAUUCUAGUAGCAGAGUCUACACCUAUAGUAACUAUAAAAGGAGGGACUGUGACUGGAGCCAUAGCACAUCUUCACAAAGCUUCCACUCACAAUCAUACAACUAUUACAGCAACGAUAAAGAUGACAGAAGAAUGCCUUACACUCAGAGCCGUUCGCACUAUUACAGUCGUCACUCAUAUUCAGGUCGCCACUCAUACUCGCGGUCCAGAAGUCGCAGCAGGGAAUCUAGACGACAGGGCAGAGAACGUUCACGAUCCAAGACCUAUUCUAGUAAUUGCUCUCCUUCAGUGAAAAGGAAGUCUCACCAUGACAAGCCUGGGGGGAAGAGGAAAUACAAAACCAGACAUUUGGAGGAACCACACAAAAACACAUCUUCUAGUUUUUACCCUGAAUGUGAUUCCUCCACUGCAUUAACAAAACACAAGAAAAAAAGCAAAGAUAAGCAUCAUAAAAAAUCAAAGGAGGAAUCUGCGAAGAGCAGCAGAAGCCUCAGUAUGGAGCCAGGCAAUGUGGAAAACUCUUGUGAAAGAAAGCGUCACCAUAAGAAAAAAAAGAAACACAAGAAGAAAAGUAAAAGGCACAGGACUAAUGAACACACAGAGAAACGCUCACCCACAGUCAUCACCAUUGAAAGUGAUAGUGAUUAUUGUGUUAAGGACAGUGUCACCCAGGCCAGUCGCUCCAAUACGGACAACUCCAAGAAUACCAGUGAUGAUCCAGUUGAGCCCACCCCCCUGGACACUGUAGCAUAAUUAUGAGGAGAUAAAAUCCCACUGUGGGGAGUUGACACAGAUGGAUUCACUCUCAGUUGCUAAUGCCUGCCAGCAGUAUUUUAGUAUUCAGGAUAAACUGAAUAAACAUAUCUCUUUAAUUACUACAGAUGUUUAUGCUGCAGUUUAUGAGAUGCUGGUGUAUAUGACAAAUACAGAUGUGUUGAGUUAGACUGAGUGUGUUUAUUUACUUCAUAUUUGAUUUUAUAUGCAAAAUACCACUAUGAACAAAGCAGAAUGACAAAAUCAUCAGUCACUUUUCCAAGUUGUGUUAUGGAAAUUCAUUUGUGUAAUUUGGAUAUAUUUUUUAUUUUAAAACUGCUUGCAGGGAAAAUGUUGAUUACAGUGAUUUUUUUUUUUUUUGUUAAAAUAUAUUUUACGGACUAAUGUUUACUUCCUCAGAGAGCACUACUUUUUAAUAUCAAGAGAAGUUCUUUGGAUUUAUGCUAUUUUGUAUUCAAUUUUAUUUAAAAAUAAAUUGCAUUAGCAACUGUG
This is a messenger RNA of Sphaeramia orbicularis (orbiculate cardinalfish), 3109 nucleotides long. It is a transcript of the gene toporsa, whose product is annotated as topoisomerase I binding, arginine/serine-rich a. Bases 143 to 2596 code for a protein of 817 amino acids. Gene Ontology annotation, molecular function: ubiquitin protein ligase activity. NCBI's taxonomy places the organism in Eukaryota, Metazoa, Chordata, Actinopteri, Kurtiformes, Apogonidae. The transcript has 2 exons. Gene Ontology annotation, biological process: protein polyubiquitination; protein monoubiquitination. The record is from RefSeq and is a predicted model, not a curated record.